ACCCCACUUAGCACAGCUAACAGCUGCAGCUUCGAUGCAGUGAGUGGCGGCAGGUAUUUUGAACAAUUUAAAGUAAUUUUCCGAUGAGAUUCUUUGCCCGGACACUAGCUGACACUAUGAAGAUGAUACUAUUUUCUCUAUUGGUUGCCCUUUUUCAUACCGGCUCUACUCUUGCUAGUUAUCAAAACAAUAGCUUCACUCAUUGUUUGACAUCUGAAAACUUCACUGUGCUGGAGGCCCUGCCUGGCGGAGGCUGGGACAACCUGAGGAACGUGGACAUGGGUCGAGUGAUGAAGUUCACCUACUCCCAGUGUAAGACCACAGAGGACAGGGUCUACCUCAUCCCUGAUGAGGUGUUUGUGAUCCCCCAAAAGGAGACCGAUUUAAAGACCAGCUCAGAGAUCAUCAGUUCAUGGGUGAACCAGAAGAGUGCAACCUCUACAUCUAUAAAUGCAGAUGUGUCCUUUUUUGUGUUGUUGAAUGGCAAAUUUUCAACAGAAAACCGGAAGAUGAAAACAGCACAGUUAAAAAAUUCAUCUCUAAUAGCAAGAGUACAGGUGCGUGACUUUCUCUACACAGUGAAGACUAAUCCAGACUUCACACUGGACUCACGUUUUGUUCAGCGAGUCAAAGACAUAGCAGAUGCCAUUGAAAACAACCAGACACAGAAUGCGGCCUAUCUGUCUGAGAAGAUGGUGGUGGACUAUGGGACCCAUGUGAUCACCAGUGUAGAUGCUGGAGCCUCUUUAGUGGAGGAGGACUACCUGGACUCAAAAUAUGUCUUAGAUAAUGCACAACAGCAAUCCAAUAUAAAAAUAGAGGCAAGUGUUCACUUUUUUAACAUAAUCAAAUUUAAAAGCAGUACAUUUGACGGUGGUGUUCAGAAUACUGAUGAAAGUUCAUCCCGGGAGACUUACGAGUCAAACAUAAAACACUAUAAUAUUGAGAGUCAUGGAGGUGUGCCUUUCUAUCCUGGACUCACUCUGCAGAAAUGGCAGAACAGUAUAAAAAACAAUCUGGUGGCUAUUGAUCGCUCAGGAGUCCCCCUACACCAUAUUAUCAACCACAACACACUCCCUGAUAUACCACCUUCCACUGUAGAAAAGGUCUCUCUGUCUCUUGAAAAAGCCAUAGAGCGAUAUUAUGUGGUCAACACUCAUCCGGGCUGUGUAGAUGUCAACUCCCAGAACUUCAACUUUCAGGCAAAUGUUGAUGAUGGAUCGUGCACAGCCACUAACCUCAGCUUUGGAGGUGUCUAUCAACAAUGUGACAACCUGAGCAAUGAUGCAGGGCCACUUUGUGAGAAACUUGCCCAAAAGAACCCAGACACGGGUGACUUCUCCUGUCGUUCUCCUUACACACCCACUUUACUGAGAUCUGAAGAGAGACAGGAAGAAUAUACUAAGAAUGAAUGUUAUGACGAUACAUACAGAUGUGGGUUUUUAUACUUACAACACUGUACUAAACAGACUUGUCAGGACAAAAACUAUGUGCGUUCUGCUCGUAUUGACACAUACUGGUGCUCAAAUACUGAAACAGCCUCAGUCCACUCUGGGUAUCUCUUCGGAGGACUCUAUAGCAAAGAUGUUUCUAAUCCUAAUACCAAUUCCAAAGAUUGUCCCCCACAAUUUAUUGAAGUAACAUUUCUCUCAGAAGGAAUGACGCUGUGUCUAAGCCAUGACUAUGAAAUGGGCUCAAGAUAUGCAGUGCCCUUUGGAGGCUUCUUCAGCUGUGAGUCAGACAACCCUAUGGCAAACAAUACACACCACUGCCCUCUUCAGUUCAGCCAACACCUUGUUACAUCGAGCAAUGACUGUGAGAUCCAGUACUGUGUCCCAACAAUGUCUUUUACUGGAGGAGAGCUGCAAGAUAUCCAACUGCCUCCAUUCACCAUACCUCCACAAAUUAGGAUGGAAGCUAAUGGUAAUGUGAUGGUCAUGACUGAGGGAGAGAAGAACUGGGUCAGAGUUGGUGAAGACAAGCAAUGGAAACUGGCCACACAAGAGGAAAUCCAGGAAAUAGUGAAGAAAAUGCACCCUGAUUAUAAUGAGCUGUCCGGUGGGAAAAAGACUGGGAUAGCUUUUGGGGUGCUAGCUUUGGUUGCCCUGGUGGUUUUGAUGAUAGUGAUAAUAAAAAUAAUCAAGAAAAGACGAAGGGACCACACUAGCUAUGCGAUGUUUGUGAACAGGUAGGCUGCUUUCAACAGUUCUGUAACAUUUGUUCCUGAUCGAUUCAAAAUUGUUGAUGGUGGACAAAGAUCAGGGCAGAUUUGACUACUGGGUCAGUGGGUAAUGGGCAUAAUGUGGGUAAUUGUGCAUGUGCAUUCUUCUGGGGAUCUGGUCAUGUUUGUAAAUAAUUUGUUGUUCUGAAAUAUUUUACCUAAAAAAAGCUAAAUUAAUAGAAAAAUAUAUAUAUAUCUUAUGAUUUUAUGACAGUUCUACAACUGGGGGCAUUAUAUAACACUAUCUGUAACAUUGUUUUCACGUUUUUUUUCUUAUCUAAGUACCAUGUUUUUGAUGAUUUGAUCAAUGCAAGCUGUUAUUAAUUAAAACAAUAUAACAUUAUUACUGUGAAACCUUUAUAUUUGUUGUGUUUUCCUCAUGUAGAGUGUAAUGGCAGGGGUUCAUAUUUUGCAUAAACUGCUUGGUGUUAAGG
Molecule: messenger RNA, 2655 nt
Organism: Periophthalmus magnuspinnatus
Lineage: Eukaryota; Metazoa; Chordata; Actinopteri; Gobiiformes; Gobiidae
Product: macrophage-expressed gene 1 protein-like
Exons: 2
Coding region: 84-2192 (702 amino acids)
Biological process (GO): defense response to bacterium
Source: RefSeq, a predicted model, not a curated record